Hyalella azteca is the source of this 1906-nucleotide messenger RNA. RefSeq lists its product as uncharacterized. The transcript has 6 exons. Lineage: Eukaryota; Metazoa; Arthropoda; Malacostraca; Amphipoda; Hyalellidae. Bases 134 to 538 code for a protein of 134 amino acids. The record is from RefSeq and is a predicted model, not a curated record.
UAGCACGUUUUACUGACAACAGCAAACCUGGUUUAGUAAGAUUUAGUUUCAACCUGUUAGCCUGUGGCUCGGCAAAAAUAAAUUCUACAGGAGCUUUACUCUGCUGCACCCGGACAAUUUUUAGGACCUUAGAAUGAAGCCUUCUAUGACUUGUGUUGCGGCACUGCUGGUGGUGCUGCUGGUGCUGCUGCAGUGCAGUGCGCAUGCGCGAGCCCAGGGCCAGUUCUACUCCAGCAGAUAUGGCAAAAGGGAAGGCAACACACAACAAUCAGUGCGUUCGCGGUCGGGGUCGUCGGGCUUUUACGCUAACCGGUACGGGCGCUCCGGAGUGAAGCUGGAGCUGACGCCGCGCUCGAACCGCUUCAUCCCGGGCUCCCGAUACGGCAAACGAUCCGACCCUCAGGUGCACAACGCGGAAGAAGAAGCUAGCCCGCCGUCUCUGCUGCUGAGUGACAACGCGCUGUGCCUGCUCGUCGAGCAGCCUGACCUCUACCGCUGCGCCAAGGGCGGGGCCGGCAGCUUCGAGGAGGCCGACUGAGUGGCGUAAGCUCAGUGGAUGAGGAGGGUUUCACCGGCAGGCCGCUUCGUCAUUACUGACUGAUGGACAAGCGACAAAUAAAACGUUGAAGAUAAUCUUGUAAUUCAUGCGAUGUGUGAAAAAUUUUCUUCAUUUGAACAAAAUAUUAAACGUAUUCAUAUUUUUGAAUCAAAAUUGAACGUAUGGAAUGAGCGUAAGCAUUGUAAAUUUAAGAAAAAUUGAAGGUUAUCAUAGAAACCUUUCUAAACAUGCAAAGAUAUCUUACUGCUAAAAUUUAGUAGAAAGCAGCGAAAUAACGAACAAUGUUUAAAAUAUAAUAAUCAAGAUUUUCAUCAAAUCAUUUGUAUAAAUUCCCCCGCCAUGAAGAUCAAAUAACUUGCUUAAUAAAGUGAAAUGUGAUCAGGCCUCCAAAAGGUUCCAGUGUAACUCGUUAGUUUCAAGAACAUAAUUUCAAAAUAUCUUUCUUGGUUAAAGAAGAUUCCACAACUUACUCCUUAUUUGUAUGAGCUUCAAAGAUGCACAACUGCGUUUAAAUCCAAUUUGGUAGAACGCCUUUUAUUUUAUGAUCAUCCCUUUAAUUUAUAAAUCAAAACUGAGUUUUGAUUUAAGGCGAGUCAAGAGCAAUGCAUGUAAGGAUUUAAUGAACAUUGUGUGCGAACCUUAAUGCUUGCUUGCUCAAGCUUAACGAUCAUUUUUACACGAUGUAUGUAUUUGUUAAAAUCAAACCAUUGUUAAGGAUGACAACGGGUGUUGAGUUGCAUUACAUAAAAUUUAACAUUAAUUAAAGUGGUUGGUCUGUUAGAUAAUUUCUGCACAAAAUAUUCUCGUUUGGAAACAAUUUAUUUAGUGUUUCAAUAUAUGAAUCAAAUCGUGAUAUGAGAAUUUUGUUAAGAUAUCACAUAAUACUGCUUGCAUAUUAUAUCAGAAUUGUUGGAAAAUAUUUGAGCGUAAUCCUAAGAUUGCCCAAGAAGAAACAUUAUCACCCUAUAAUAAUGAUAUUAAAAAUGACAAAUGAUUACAGGACUAUACAAUCGACAAGCAAAAAACAGCAACUUAAAUCGAAUUUAUGAAAAGAAAUUGUAGAUAUGACUUGUAGAAGCAAAAAAAAAAAAAAAAAAAACAAGUGAAAUUCACCUCGUGUGUGUGAUUGAAUUCUAGAUUGCAGACGAAAAUAUCAGCAGCAAUUUCGCAAUCAGCAGCAAUCAGCAAUUUCGCAAUCAGAAUAUAAAUAUUCUUCUUUGACUGAACUUUGGAUCUCAACUCGAACAAUUUUCACAAGAGGUAGCUGAACAAUUGCUUGCCAAAUAUGAAGUGAAAGUUAAAAAAUGUCAUUAUCAAGUAAAGUGUGAAAAUAAAAUCACUUUGCAA